CCACCUUUCAGGAGAGGCUGUUCUCUGACAGCGAGGCUGGGCUGGCUCUCUGCCUCGAUCCCAGCGAGAAACACUGCCUGCCAGAGGAGUGACACAAGAAGAAGAAUCUGUGUUUCCAAGAGGUCAACAGCAUGGACAAGAAACUGGAUCGGCCAGAAGCAAAAGACAACCUGCCCUCCUUGGAUAAACCCCCCGAAUCACACCCACUGAAAAGAAUCUUUCUCUGCGUUUCACAGCUAAAGAUGUUCCUUGGGGCACUAGCCUUUUCCUAUUUUGCCAAAGGAUUUUCAGGAAGCUACAUGAAGAGUAUUACGACACAGAUUGAGAGGAGGUUUGAAGUCUCAACAUCUGUGGUUGGACUGAUUGAUGGGAGCUUUGAGAUAGGGAACUUACUGGUCAUGAUACUGGUGAGCUACCUUGGCCCAAAGGUUCACCGUCCAAAGGUCAUUGCGAUUGGGUGCCUCAUCAUGUCCUUCGGAGCAUUUCUAUCAGUGAUCCCUCACUUUAUAAUGGGACAGUACAAUUACAAGAGCAUUGCUCUCUCUAUGUUCAAUACUUCUACCAGUAUAUCUGCCUGCUCUUCAGCACGUCCUCCUCCUCCUCACCAUGCAAUAGAUGAUGCAGGAACAUCUGGAAACUCAACCACUCUUGGAUGUGAAAAAGUCACCAGCUCCUACCUGUGGCUGUUUGUGCUUGCUGGAAACCUUUUACGUGGAAUUGGUGAAUCACCCAUUAUGCCCCUGGGGAUGUCUUAUAUUGAUGACUUUGCCACAGAAGAAAACUCAGCCUUUUACAUAGGAACUGUCCGAUCAUGUGGGAUGUUUGGACCAACACUUGGCUUUCUCCUGGGAGCCUUUUGUGCUAGUCUGUGGGUUGAUAUUGGACUGGUAGAUGUUGAUACGUUGAUAAUCAAUUCUAAAGAUGUCCGUUGGGUUGGUGCCUGGUGGCUUGGAUUUUUGAUAUGUGGAGCAGUCAGCAUUAUGGCUUCCUUGCCUUUCUGGUUCCUGCCAUCCACUUUGCCAAAACAAGGAGAAGAAGGUGUCGUUAAGAGGUCAAGUGAAGUAAAUGGAAUCGCUAAAGAGAAAAAUGGCAAAAUGGAGACUCCAAAGCAAACACAGCUGAAGGUCUCAGGGGCGGUCACAGAGUUCUUCCUCGCCUUGAAAAAGCUACUUGGAAACAUCAUCUUCUUGGUCUUUUUGCUCAUCAAUAUCCUACAGUAUAAUUCUAUGGUUGGCCUGAUAACUUAUGAGUCAAAGUUUAUGGAGCAGCAGUUUAACGUCUCUGUUUCAAAGGCCAUAUUUCUGAUUGGUGUGAUAAUUCUACCCAUUACAAUUGUGGGGAUGUUCCUGGGAGGCUUGCUUGUCAAGAAGUUCAAGCUAAACAUAAUGGGAAUGGCAAAGUUUGCAUGUAUCACCUUUUUGACAGCCUACGUGUUAAACUGGGUUUACUUUGUGUGCAACUGCGAGGUGCUCCAGGUAGCUGGUUUGACUGUCAACUACUCAGGCAUAAGAGAACCAUCCUUCGUGAAAGAAAAAUGGUGGUCGACUUGUAACUCCGACUGUGGCUGUGAAGCAAACCAUUGGGACCCUGUUUGCGGAGACAAUGGAAUCACCUAUAUGAGUGCAUGUUUAGCUGGGUGCAAAGCUUCAGUAGGAACUGGGAAAGAUAUGGUUUUUCAUAAUUGCAGCUGUGUGGGAGCAGCAGGCCCUGCCAAUCUCUCGGCAGUGUUGGGCCAAUGUCCAAGGGACCAUUGUGCUAAAGCAUUCCCUUAUUUUGUAACUUUGUUGUCAAUCUGUGCCUUUAUUAUAUGUUUGGGAGCAACGCCCAUGUACAUGGUUUUAUUCAGAUCUGUUUCCCCAGACUUAAAAUCCUUUGCUGUUGGAAUUGAAACGUUGUGUGGAAGGAUACUUGGGGGACUUCCAGCACCUAUUUAUUUUGGAGCAUUGAUUGAUAAAACCUGCUUGAAAUGGGGUACGAAAACCUGUGGUGGAUCAGGGUCUUGCAGAGUGUAUGACACUGUGGCAUUCAGAAAUAUCUACCUUGGACUCAUUUUGGCACUGAGAGCUGGAUGCUGCUUCCUAUACAUUGUUCUCUUCAUUUUAAUUAGGAAGCAAUUCAAACAAGAUAAGGAGAUGAAUGCUACCAAAAGCAUUGAUGGGCCUCCCAUAAAGUUACCAGUAAGUGACAAAAAUAAAGGAGAGCCCUCUUGCAUGGAGAUGACAGUACAUGAAGACACUUACUUUUAAAAAAGAACAUUAACUUGGACAUUUGCACAUAUGGAUGCUGUGUGUGCACUCAGGCUGGGAGCAGCUUGCUGUGCAAGAAAUUCCCUGCACUGAGCAUGGAGUUGGACUAGAAGACUUCCAAGGACCUUUCCAACUCUUUAAAAAAAAAAAAGACAUUCCAAACCCCAUCAAACAUCUGGGACUAAAUACACACAGCCCUGGUUGGGUAAUUGGUGAAAGCACCAAUCACCUGUUCUGGAACAGGAGGAAGAAAGGAGGACCAUAACCCAACUUCCUGAUCUUUCCUGAAACCCAACAGAUCAGGGGCGUAACUACCAUUAGGCAAGGGGAAGCAGUCGUCUUGGGGCCCCACUGCCUCGAGGGGCCCCCCAGAGACACAUCACAUGACUCCCCACCCACCCAUGUUGCACCUCUAUGAAUUAUGUUGAGUCUUUUGGAGAUCGGCAGGAGCAGAGAGUAAAAAAACAAGAUUCAAUGUGAACUAGAUAUUCACCAUAUUAAUAAUGGGGAUGUGAGUGUGAGUGCACUAUAUAUUGUGAAGUGUGUUUGUGUGUGUAUAUAAGCGAGGGGCCCAUUCUAAAAUCUUGUCUCUGGGCCCCCUCCAACCUUGCUACGCCCCUGCAACAGAUGAUCGGUGCUCUUACCAAUCUCAUCAUAUUGGGUAUAUGUGCAGCUAUUGGAUGGGACUAGAGAACCAGGGAACCAAAAAUACAAGAUAUUUUUUGUGUACAGUUCCUUGUCCCACUAAGCAUAUGCAUACAGAAGCUGGACCGGAGCAAUGUGUUUUGAAACACAGAAGAAGGACAAAUAUAAGGCAUUUACAUUCCUCAGAAUGUUUGGAGGUUCACCCCCACAAUAAAGAAGGGGAAAGUAUCAUG
Molecule: messenger RNA, 3124 nt
Organism: Hemicordylus capensis (graceful crag lizard)
Lineage: Eukaryota; Metazoa; Chordata; Lepidosauria; Squamata; Cordylidae
Product: solute carrier organic anion transporter family member 1A4-like
Exons: 15
Coding region: 132-2246 (704 amino acids)
Biological process (GO): transmembrane transport; sodium-independent organic anion transport; bile acid and bile salt transport
Cellular component (GO): membrane
Molecular function (GO): bile acid transmembrane transporter activity; protein binding
Source: RefSeq, a predicted model, not a curated record